GUUUUUCGCUCCAAGCAGUUUUAGCGGAAAACUGAUAAAAUUUUAUGAAUUUAUUAGAAAGCAAGUUGAAAAUGGAGUUAAAAAGUCCAAAAAUUGGCAACCCUAUCAACUCGUUCAUUUUCCAUCAUCGGCUUUUUUAAGUUUUUGCAUCAUUUCAAGUCGUGUUUUCCGCUCAAAAUGACAAAAUCAUUAGGAAUUAAUUUACAUUUCCCCGAGUCUGACGUAUCCAAGACGACUCCAGUUGUAUUGCUGCUCGGUUGGGCAGGUUGUCAAGAUCGUUACUUGCAGAAAUAUUCAAAAAUCUACGAGGACAAAGGUCUUAUCGUCGUUCGAUAUUGUGGACCUGUGUCACACGUCUUCUGGGAUAAGCCGGGACUCGUAAAAGCCGCACGUGACAUUGCCAAAUAUUUGAAAAAUGACUCGCGGUUAGAUGGGAGACCGUUAUUUUUGCAUCUUUUCUCCAAUGGGGGAGCUUUUUUGAACGAACAUCUUUCGAUGUGCCUGAAAAAUGAAGGAAUGACUCUUAAAGGAAUAAUUUACGAUUCUGCUCCCGGUGAGCGGCGAGUUAAAACUUUAUUUCAUGUCAUGCAAGAAAUUUUCGGAAAAAUGACUCCAAUUGGACCUUUGAUAGCUGCUAUUAUCUUCUCCCUGCUAUUUUGUAUGUACAUUCUUCAAAUGUUUUACUACAAAACGAAGGAAAUUCUAGUCGGUUACACGCCAGGAAGUGAUCCUUUCAGAGCUUUAUGUGAACAAAAGACCAUAAAUUGCCCACAUUUGUUGUUCUAUUCGAAGAAAGAUAAUUUAAUAUUGGCUCCAGAUGUUGAACAUUUCGCGAGUUGCCGUGAAAAGUUGGGAAAUAAAGUGACAAAAGUCUGUUUUGAUGACUCGGAGCAUGUGAGGCACUUCAUGAAACAUCCAGAAGUUUACAAAAAUAGCAUUGACAAGUUCAUGGAAGAGUGCUUGAAAAAUUAAUUUGACAUUUUGUGGUUUAAAGUUGGACUCUGAGAGUCUUUGGUUGUGGCAUAAGCUGAUUUUUCAAGUGAACGAGCAAAAUUGGAUCAAAUCCAUUCACAUUAAUUUAUUUAUUUAUUAAAUAAAAAGACAAUUUUCACAGUUCAAGAUGAUUUUUCAUUCGU
Molecule: messenger RNA, 1136 nt
Organism: Culicoides brevitarsis
Lineage: Eukaryota; Metazoa; Arthropoda; Insecta; Diptera; Ceratopogonidae
Product: transmembrane protein 53-like
Exons: 3
Coding region: 178-972 (264 amino acids)
Source: RefSeq, a predicted model, not a curated record